CGAUUUCAAUACAAUGACGUCAGUAAGCUUAUACUUUGCAUACGUAGUUACCGGGGGACCAUUGACCUGAACAGCUAUAAAAAAUGAUUCAAAUUUCUAUUUUGUUUUUAGCUCCCUCAUUAAUGCAUGCUGAAGAGUUUUUCUUUUAGAUAGUUUCUAAACGUUCUUUCGAGUGCAUCUGGAGUUAGGCAUCGUCGCGAGUGAAAUAUAUUAGUCGCAUUAGUGUACAAAACCUGCCUAAAAUGGCUGUGUAUUUUAUGCCGAAGAACAGAUUAUUACUACGGGCAGUUAAUUUCAAACCAAAUCCCAACAAAUGGUCCACAAAAUGGACCGUAGGGCGGCGUUCGGUAUCCAGUAGUAAAAGAGACCACGAGCAAUCCUCAUAUCAGCAGCAUUCCGGUCAGCAGCAACAGCAACAUCAUCAACAGAAUCAGCAAUCAAAAGGUAAAUUUGUUAGAAUAAAGAAAAAAUGGAGUUGGAAAGCGGGAGCCGGUUGGACUAUAUUAUCCGUUUUGGAUUGGUGGUUACUAGCUGCCGGCGGAUGGCUGACAUGGCGGGGUGUUUUUCUCCGCUGGACCCCACUGGGGAUUUGUAUGGUCGCAGCAGCACAGUGGCACCUUCACAAUCGUGAACUUGAUCGUAAGGGCCUACCGCGUACUGCCACUCCAUGGCAGAUGAAUAUGUAUUGCUCACUUCCCUUACGACUGAUGAGCCGGUGCUGGGGCUGGCUAGCAGACUGUCGAGUGCCAAUGCCGGCUAGACCGCUUGUCUAUGGACUGUACUCGACCGCAUUUGGUGUUAACAUCGAAGAAGCAGCGACAACCGAUUUGAAAAACUAUCGCAGUCUGGCGGAAUUUUUUACACGUUCGCUCAAAGAAGAUGUGCGAUAUAUCGACCCUGAAGGCUGCAUUGUCUCACCUUGUGAUGGACGAGUGCUCCACUUUGGAACCGCAACCAACUGUCAAAUAGAGCAAGUCAAAGGUAUCUCCUACAGUUUGGAAGCAUUUUUCGGACCUCCUACGUGGUGUAACGAGCAAUGCCCUACUUUCGCUGAUAAGCUUAAGAAAAAAUCCCCUGACAAUGUACUAUAUCAGUGCAUCAUCUACCUAGCGCCUGGCGAUUACCACCGAUUUCACUCACCCACCGUAUGGAAACCAGAACUGAGGCGGCACUUUUCGGGUGAGCUGCUCUCCGUUAGUCCAAAAAUUGCGAAAUGGAUGCCGGGUUUGUUCUGUUUGAAUGAACGCGCUCUUUACGUCGGCAAAUGGAUGCACGGAUUUUUCAGUUUCACAGCUGUCGGUGCAACCAACGUGGGUUCCGUGCAAAUUUACAUGGACGAGAAACUGAAAACCAACAAAUGGGUCGGUUUGGAAGUGGGAACCCAUCGUCCGGAGUAUGACGAACUGUCCCUGCCAUCCGAUACUUUCCUAGAGAAGGGAGAGCUUCUCGGACAGUUCAAAAUGGGCAGCACUGUUGUAUUAAUAUUCGAAGCGCCCCGAGAUUUUCAAUUCAGCCUUCAGCCUGGUCAAGUUGUUAAGCUUGGGCAACGUUUGGGUUGUGUGGGCAGUAAGGAAGACUUGACCGACGAUCCAAACAAAAUUAGGAAAAUAAUUGAAACAUUAUAAGUUGAUGAACUUUUUACAACCAAAUUAUAUAGAAGUUGAUAUAUAGAGAAUUUAUCGAAUGUUAACCGAUAGCAAGAUGCGCACCUAGAACUGGCAGCAGACUACCGUUCGAGUAAAUCACAUACGAAUUUGUGAUAUUCUGCAAGCACUGAAAGAUUUCAUAUUGGAAAACAUAGAUAGGUAGGAUGAACAAAUUCACGAUAGAAAAGAAUUUUCUUUUUCGCAAUUCAUAAGCAGUACAUUGUUGGGUUUGCAAAUAUCGUAGUACAUAUUGUACGUGAAUUCUGCAGUAGUCAUUUCAGCUACAACAUUACCUCAUACUUUUAGCACUUUGAAUUUGCUCACCAAACUUGACAAUUUUAGUUUACCUACUAAUUGUAUACAUUAAAUAUAUCAUCGUCGAAGUCGUUUAUUUCAAUUAAGCGUACUAUACAUUCUUCAGGGCCAAGUAUGAAAUAAGCGAAUAUACCAACAGAAAGCUCCUUACUAA
Messenger RNA from Wyeomyia smithii (pitcher-plant mosquito), 2115 nucleotides. RefSeq names its product phosphatidylserine decarboxylase proenzyme, mitochondrial (gene Pisd). The transcript is spliced from 7 exons. The record is from RefSeq and is a predicted model, not a curated record. Lineage: Eukaryota; Metazoa; Arthropoda; Insecta; Diptera; Culicidae. Gene Ontology annotation, biological process: phosphatidylethanolamine biosynthetic process. Bases 243 to 1625 code for a protein of 460 amino acids. Gene Ontology annotation, cellular component: mitochondrion. Gene Ontology annotation, molecular function: phosphatidylserine decarboxylase activity.